This is a messenger RNA of Acanthoscelides obtectus, 2356 nucleotides long. NCBI's taxonomy places the organism in Eukaryota, Metazoa, Arthropoda, Insecta, Coleoptera, Chrysomelidae. The record is from the annotation of a GenBank genome assembly.
AAUACAUUCACUAUGUAAAUGCGUUUCUGAUAUUGUGAAGUAGAUUGUUUAUCUAACACUCCUCAACAACCGAUAUGGAAUUGAAGUACCAAAAUUAUAAAUAAGACUAUCGAUCAAUACAAGUGGGUCCUUUACAUCAUGAUACUUCCCUUGCUGAUGACUGUCCUUGGUUGCAGAUUGGCAGCAUGUGCCGAUCCUAUCAUCACUCUACCAAAUGGUAAAAUUGCCGGAAGGGCGGAUACAGUUACAACUGGACAAACAAAAUGGACCAUCUAUUCUUAUAUCGGUAUACCCUUUGCUGCCCCACCAAUCGGAUACCUACGAUUUCAGCCUCCCGUUCCACCGACGAAUUGGGCAGGGGUUCUGCAGUGCAAAAAUAAUAAUAAGCACUGUUAUCAGGUGGGAACGAAUGAUAAAUUAGAAACUGAAGAUUGUCUGCUCAUCAAUGUUUUUACGAAAGAGGUGAGUAGCUAUAAGCCUUGUUAUAAUAUUUGUUAUGAGAGAUUUCAUAUAAGGUUGGAUUUUCACAUAUCAAGUAGAGGAUAACGAUAAGAAGAUGCGAAAAUAUUGUUUAUGAAAUACAUACAUAUGAAGAAAAUGUUGAAACAUAUGGAAACUUAAAUCAACAAACGUGAGUUACAAGUUACUCGAAAAGGAGAAGAUCAAGAAAGAACCCAAAUUUUCUACUAUUUUUCGGCCACCUUUUGCUGGCCGACAAAUAAAGCCAUAUAUGUAUAAUUGAGUAAUUUACCUACGUUUCACUGGCAAGACAGAUGAAUAAAACAUAUUAUCGCUGUCACUGUAAAUUGAAACAGGCCGAAACAUUACUAAUUCAUUUAAACCUACAUCAGUGGUUUCGUUUGGCGACCAGACAGGUAUGAGGAUUAAAAACAUGUUUUGUCCCUACUCAUGGAAGCAUUUAAAAUAAAAGCAGAAACAAAAAUAUCGCACUUAUUAUAACAAAAAAUAUAAUACGAUGAAUUUCUUAGGCUCCUAAUGUUCAUGCAGCACUACCUGUCAUGGUCGAAUUUUAUGGUGGAGCUUUCAAAGCCGGUGCAUCUACUACAUAUUUUCCGAAAGUCCAGCAUUUUGCUAGAGAAGGAAUCGUAGUUGUUACAUUGAACUAUAGAGUUGGACCUUUUGGUUUCUUGUCUACUGGGGACACUGUACUACCAGGAAAUAUGGGUCUGAAGGACCAACAGUUGGCCUUGAAAUGGGUCCAACGAAACAUCCAUCUUUUUGGUGGUGACCCGAAACAAGUCACUAUCAUUGGCCAGAGUGCUGGAGGUGCUUCUGUGUCAUUUCAUCUCUUGAGUCCAAAAUCAGCAGGAUUGUUUAGAGCAGCGAUAGCAAUGAGUGGAUCAGCUUUAAGCACGUUUGGUUACCAACAGCAUGCUGUUCAGAACGCCUACGGGAUUGUCAACGAAAUUUUCCCAAACUUCGGAAACAAAUCAAGUCGUGAAUUGCUCAAGGCAUUGCAGAGUGCCACAGCCAAGCAAAUUGACAACACAGCUGAUAAGUACAACAUCUUUGGGCCAGUGGUUGAACCUGUCCAUGAAGGAGCUUUUCUGAGUAGACCUUUCCACGAAUUAGCUCAGAUGGUACCUGCAAGUAGAGUUCCAGUAUUGACUGGUAUUACUUCUGAGGAAGCAAUUGGAAAAGCCGCAGAUUUGAAGGCUUUGAGACACGCGGCCGAUAUUUUUGAUGCUCGUCCUGAGGUUAUGGUGGACAGUUGUAUGAAUGUGGAAGAGGGUAGAAGGAAAGACGCUGGAGGAAAAAUCCAUUCGGCUUACACAAGCGGAAAAUUAGCUGAUGACCUUGCUGCGGUUAUAAGGUACGCUUCAGAUCAUAGAUACGCCAAACCAGUGUUAAGGUAUGCUCAACUUCAAUCUCAGUUUACUCCUGUCUACUUCUACGUCUUCUCCUACCAUGGGGUAAGAGGAAACAACCCAGUUUAUAUAAAAGGUGCCGGUAGGGUUGGUCAUGCCGAAGAUACCCUUUACAUGUAUAUGGAUCCUGAAGACGCCUCAUUUAUCUCAAACCUACCGAAGGAAGACCUUUUGGCAGCCAAGCAAUAUAGCACCCUUGCUAUGAACUUCAUCAAGUACCUCAAUCCAACCCCGGAGAAAGAUCCACUGUUCCGAAACCUUACUGUACCCAAGGUGACUCCUGACAAGAUUCCUUACUUGGAUAUCGAUUAUCCUUUGCGAAUUAAGGAGGGGCCCAGGGAGCCAGCAUACUCUUCAUGGGUAGAAUUGUAUAAGCAGUACGCCGAGGCACCAUAUGUGUGUUUCUAAAUAAUGAAAAGAUUAUGAUUCAAUAAAAAUCGUCAACUAAUAUAGCGGAUUUGGAUGUA